AUGUCUCUUUUGUCUGCAGGUGGCUGUUCCUUUGAGGAGCACUAUAGCAACUGUGGUUAUAGCGUGGCCCUGGGGACCAGUGGGUUUACCUGGGAGCAGAUUAACACAUGGGAGAAACCAAUGCUGGACCCAGCGGUGCCUACAGGAUCCUUCAUGAUGGUGAACAGCUCUGGGAGGGCCUCUGGCCAGAAGGCCCACCUUCUCCUGCCAACCCUGAAGGAGAAUGACACCCACUGCAUUGAUUUCCAUUACUACUUCUCCAGCCGCGACCGAUCCAGCCCAGGGGCCUUAAAUGUCUAUGUGAAGGUGAAUGGUGGACCCCAGGGAAACCCCGUCUGGAACGUGUCUGGGGUGGUCACCGAGGGCUGGGUGAAGGCAGAGCUUGCCAUCAGCACCUUCUGGCCACAUUUCUACCAGGUGAUAUUUGAAUCCGUCUCUCUGAAGGGCCAUCCUGGCUACAUCGCUGUGGACGAGGUCCGGGUCCUUGCCCAUCCGUGCAGAAAAGCACCUCAUUUUCUGCGGCUCCAAAAUGUUGAAGUGAACGUGGGGCAGAACGCCACAUUUCAGUGCAUUGCUGGCGGAAAGUGGUCUCAGCAUGACAAACUUUGGCUCCAGCAAUGGAAUGGAAGGGACACAGCCCUCAUGGUCACCCGUGUGGUCAACCACAGGCGUUUCUCGGCAACAGUCAGUGUGGCAGACACGACCCAGCGGAGUGUGAGCAAGUACCGCUGUGUGAUCCGCUCUGAUGGUGGCUCUGGUGUGUCCAACUACGCCGAGUUGAUCGUGAAAGAGCCUCCCACGCCCAUCGCCCCUCCAGAGCUGCUGGCCGUGGGGGCCACCUACCUGUGGAUUAAGCCAAAUGCCAACUCUAUCAUUGGAGAUGGCCCCAUCAUCCUGAAGGAGGUGGAGUACCGCACCACGACAGGCACCUGGGCGGAGACCCACAUCGUUGACUCUCCCAACUACAAACUGUGGCAUCUGGACCCCGAUGUGGAGUAUGAGAUCCGAGUGCUGCUCACGCGACCAGGAGAAGGGGGCACGGGACCACCAGGGCCUCCCCUCACCACCAGAACCAAGUGUGCAGACCCGGUGCACGGCCCCCAGAAUGUGGAGAUCGUGGACAUCCGGGCCCGGCAGCUGACCCUGCAGUGGGAGCCCUUCGGCUACGCGGUCACCCGCUGCCACAGCUACAACCUCACGGUGCAGUACCAGUACGUGUUCAACCAGCAGCAGUACGAGGCCGAGGAGCUCAUCCAGACCUCGUCCCACUACACCCUGCGGGGCCUGCGUCCAUUCAUGACCAUCCGGCUGCGGCUGCUGCUGUCCAACCCCGAAGGCCGCAUGGAGAGCGAGGAGCUGGUGGUGCAGACGGAGGAGGACGUUCCAGGAGCUGUUCCUCUAGAAUCCAUUCAAGGGGGGCCCUUUGAGGAGAAGAUCUACAUCCAGUGGAAACCUCCCAAUGAGACCAAUGGGGUCAUCACACUCUACGAGAUCAACUACAAGGCCGUGGGCUCAUUGGACCCAAGUGCUGACCUCUCCAGCCAGAGGGGCAAAGUGUUCAAGCUUCGGAAUGAAACUCACCACCUCUUUGUGGGUCUGUACCCUGGAACCACCUACUCCUUCACCAUCAAGGCCAGCACUGCAAAGGGCUUUGGGCCGCCUGUCACCACCAGGAUCGCCACCAAAAUUUCAGCUCCGUCGAUGCCUGAAUAUGACACAGACACCCCACUGAAUGAAACAGACACGACCAUCACAGUGAUGCUGAAGCCCGCUCAGUCCCGGGGAGCCCCUGUCAGUGUUUAUCAGCUGGUUGUCAAGGAGGAGCGGCUUCAGAAGUCACGCAGGGCAGCUGACAUCAUCGAGUGCUUUUCAGUGCCUGUGAGCUACAGGAACGCCUCCAGCCUUGAUUCUCUGCACUACUUUGCUGCCGAGCUGAAGCCUGCCAACCUGCCUGUCACCCAGCCAUUUACAGUGGGUGACAACAAGACCUACAAUGGCUACUGGAACCCUCCUCUUUCCCCUCUGAAAAGCUACAGCAUCUACUUCCAGGCCCUCAGCAAAGCAAACGGAGAGACCAAAAUCAAUUGUGUCCGCCUGGCUACAAAAGCACCAAUGGGCAGCGCCCAGGUGACCCCGGGGACUCCACUCUGCCUCCUCACCACAGGUGCGUCCACUCAGAACUCCAACACUGUGGAGCCGGAGAAGCAGGUGGACAACACCGUGAAGAUGGCCGGCGUGAUCGCUGGCCUGCUCAUGUUCACCAUCAUCCUCCUGGGCGUGAUGCUCACCAUCAAGAGGAGAAGAAAUGCUUAUUCCUACUCCUAUUACUUGAAGCUGGCCAAGAAGCAGAAGGAGACCCAGAGUGGAGCGCAGAGGGAAAUGGGGCCCGUGGCCUCAGCCGACAAACCCACUGCCAAGCUCAGCUCCAGCCGCAAUGAUGAAGGCUUCUCCUCUAGCUCACAGGAUGUGAACGGAUUCGCAGAUGGCAGCCGUGGGGAGCUGGCGCAGCCCACCCUCACGAUCCAGACUCACCCCUACCGAGCCUGCGACCCCGUGGAGAUGAGCUAUCCCCGGGACCAGUUCCAGCCUGCCAUCCGGGUGGCUGACCUGCUCCAGCACAUCACCCAGAUGAAGAGGGGCCAGGGCUACGGGUUCAAGGAGGAGUAUGAGGCCUUACCAGAGGGACAGACAGCUUCGUGGGACACAGCCAAAGAGGAUGAAAACCGCAACAAGAAUCGAUACGGCAACAUCAUAUCCUACGACCAUUCUCGAGUGAGACUGCUGGUGCUGGAUGGAGACCCGCACUCUGACUACAUCAACGCCAACUACAUCGAUGGGUACCAUCGACCUCGGCACUACAUCGCAACUCAAGGUCCCAUGCAGGAGACCGUGAAGGACUUCUGGAGAAUGAUCUGGCAGGAGAACUCGGCCAGCAUCGUCAUGGUCACAAACCUCGUGGAAGUGGGCAGGGUGAAGUGUGUGCGCUACUGGCCCGAUGACACGGAGGUCUACGGAGACAUCAAAGUCACCCUGAUCGAAACAGAGCCCCUGGCGGAGUACGUCAUCCGCACCUUCACCGUCCAGAAGAAAGGCUACCACGAGAUCCGGGAGCUGCGGCUCUUCCACUUCACCAGCUGGCCUGACCACGGCGUCCCCUGCUACGCCACCGGCCUCCUGGGCUUUGUCCGCCAGGUCAAGUUCCUCAACCCCCCGGAAGCCGGGCCCAUUGUGGUUCACUGCAGUGCUGGAGCCGGGAGGACCGGCUGCUUCAUCGCCAUCGACACCAUGCUCGACAUGGCUGAGAACGAAGGGGUAGUGGACAUCUUCAACUGCGUGCGCGAGCUCCGGGCCCAGAGGGUCAACCUGGUGCAGACGGAGGAACAGUACGUGUUCGUGCACGACGCCAUCCUGGAAGCGUGUCUCUGCGGCAACACGGCCAUCCCGGUGUGCGAGUUCCGCUCCCUCUAUUACAACAUCAGCAGGCUGGACCCCCAGACCAACUCCAGCCAGAUCAAAGACGAAUUUCAGACCCUCAACAUCGUGACUCCUCGCGUCCGGCCCGAGGACUGCAGCAUCGGACUGCUGCCCCGGAACCAUGAUAAGAAUCGGAGCAUGGACGUCCUGCCGCUGGACCGCUGCCUGCCCUUCCUCAUCUCGGUGGAUGGAGAAUCCAGCAACUACAUCAACGCAGCACUGAUGGACAGCCACAAGCAGCCUGCCGCCUUCGUGGUCACGCAGCACCCUCUCCCCAACACCGUGGCGGACUUCUGGAGGCUGGUGUUCGAUUAUAACUGCUCCUCCGUGGUGAUGCUGAAUGAGCUGGAUACUGCCCAGCUCUGCAUGCAGUACUGGCCUGAGAAGACGUCGGGGUGCUAUGGGCCCAUCCAGGUGGAGUUCGUCUCGGCAGACAUCGACGAGGACAUCAUCCACAGGAUAUUCCGCAUCUGUAACAUGGCACGGCCCCAGGACGGGUACCGUAUAGUCCAGCACCUCCAGUACAUCGGCUGGCCCGCCUACCGGGACACACCCCCCUCCAAGCGCUCUCUGCUCAAGGUGGUCCGGCGGCUGGAGAAGUGGCAGGAGCAGUAUGACGGGCGGGAGGGACGCACUGUGGUCCACUGCCUGAAUGGGGGAGGCCGCAGCGGAACCUUCUGCGCCAUCUGCAGCGUGUGUGAGAUGAUCCAGCAGCAGAACAUCAUCGACGUGUUCCACAUCGUGAAGACGUUACGGAACAACAAGGCCAACAUGGUGGAGACCCUGGACCAGUAUAAAUUUGUAUACGAGGUGGCACUGGAAUAUUUAAGCUCCUUCUAGCCCAACGGCCCAGGGAACCUGCCAGAGUCCGGAGGCUGCUGUGGCCAAGCCCCCUUUCUGUGAACGGCAGCGACUGGGCUCGGGGCAGCACCCUGCCCGACUCCAAGGAGAAGACUGGAGGUCCUGUGGUCCACGGCGGGCUCUGCACCUGCCCAGGGUCUCCAGGUACCGUGGAGGCUGGUACCCCGACAGGCCCCGGCAUCUUUUGCAUACCCCACCAGCCACGCGCCCGUGCAGAAGUGCACCCAGAGCAUGGCCCGGAUUUCUCAGUGCCCAGACCUCUUGCUUUUGCUCUCUUCAAGUCUGUGACUCUCGCGGCAAGCCGACUGUGUAGAUGGAUGCGACUGGGCUCGUGGGGUCACCGCUCUGCUGCCCCCCACCGUCUCCUCCAGGGACCCCUGGCAUCGGACACUCGCUGGUCUGGAUCACUGGGACCUCGGGAUGCUCCCGAGUCCACAGCAGAGGCUCCUACCCUCCCGCCUCACCUGCAUGGGGCUUGGCCCAGCACCAUUCUGUACCCCUCCCCCAGCCCAGGGUCUUGACCUUCCGCCACUCACUGGGCAGCCCCCGGGGUCCAUGGCUCUCCUGGAUCCAGGUUCUCUCUGCUUGUCUGUGCUCCAUGGGGCAGGGUGGGACUGCAGGGAGCCUGGCUGCCCUCCUCUCUCUGUGAAGAAGGACCGCCUCCCCAGGGCAGGGCUCCGGCUGGCCCUGUGUGUCCUGGGCGGUGACCCCUCGGGGAGGGAUGAACAAGAUUCGAUGAUUUUCCAAAGUGUAUGUGAAAAGAAACUUUCUUUUGGAGGGUGUAAAGUCUUAGUCUCUGAUGUCAAAAACUGGUGGGGAGGGAAGUUCAGUUGUGUAGCUGUGAGACCAAUCUCCUGGGCCUGUUAUCUCCCUGGCAAGGUCCUCAGAAGGUUCCCCCCGGCCCAGGGUCAGCACAGCCGCAGAGCAAGGGGAAUUUCGUUUGGGGCUGGCAGAAAAGGAGCAUACCCCAGAGCUCCGAAUUUGAAUGCCUGCCUAGAGCAACCCAGCUACCAUCUCAGAAAAGGUCACUGUGGACCCAGUGAUACUCUGGUUUAAAACAUACCUAGGGGAUCAGGCCUGGGGGUCUUGCCCAAAGUGUGGGUCAGUUGAUUUUGACUUUGACUAAGCAUCUACUAUAUGCCAGACUUGGCACAUUCUUGGAACCCACCCCCCUCACCCCCCACCCUACCCUGGGAGCUAUUCACCUGUGAUCACCCUGAUUUUACAGCUGAAGACACUGAGGCAUCUUCCUCAGGUUUCCAAAGGCAGAUGGUAGAGACUUAAUUGUACUAUUUUCUUCAUCCUUUCGUAGCCAAGCAGUUAUUUUAUGGAGGGAAAAUAAGGCCAGAAACUUCUGAGCAGAGAACUCCACAAAUGGCAAUCUAGUUCUUUUUUUCUGAUGCCCGUGUUUCUGGGAAGGUCAGAGUUUCAGAUGUAUUUUAGUAACUCAUUCCCCGCUGCCCAGGAGAGCUAGUCCCAUCUUAAAUCUUGGCCAGUGAAAACCGCUCCCUGGGCCCACAGGCCGUGAGGUCUACGAGCCAGGGACGCUUUCUGUCUACCUAGGUCUCUAGCUGGUGCUCUGGUACAGCACCUGGGAGCCCAGGGUGGCCUGGGAUCCAGGAUGUGCCAUCCUGGAAGCUGGUCCAGCCCCAGACGGGGCGUGAGGAGCACAGGUUUCCCUCAGAGCUUGCUGUAUCCUGGGGAAACAGAACCUCAGUGCCGCAUCAAGUGUUACUCGAGCCUCAACGCAGGGCUUUCUAGAGGAGGUGACAUCCCUUCCACCAGGUAGAAAAACGAAGAGAAGGAAAUUCAGGCCAAGAGAACACGUGCACAAACACAGGGGUGUGCAGAAUCCUCGGGGUGGGCGAGACAGCGGGAGGUGAGCCCAGCUGGAGCAGAGCCUGGCGGCGCCAGGGCAGGGGACAAGCCAGGGUGGAGGGGGCGGCGAGCCCCACCAGCAGGGCGGACUUGGCCCCUGUGGGCAGCACGGGGCCCGGGGAGCUCUGAGUGACGCGCUCAGCUCGGGGUUGAUCCGGGGCCAGUGGGGCUGCCUCUCUUCAUCAGACACUGUGAACACAUUCCCUUAAGCGUACACUUCUUAAUAUCACAUCUAUUUGUCUGUCUGCUCAUUAUUUGUUGCUGGAACAAAAUACGCAGUACAUUAAGAGACGCAGCUUCUGUGAGGAAGUCGGGAUCUCUGCUAUGUCACAGAGCGGGGGGGCACCAAGCCAGACCCCUGGGCCCCCGAGGACGGGACAUGGUAGGAGCUCACAGAAGCUGCUCCUGUCGGCACAGGUUCUGGGGCUGUCUCGAAGCCCAGGGACCCCAGACUCGAUCAGGGGAGGACUGGCGCUUUGGAGGUUCAAAAGGAAGCAACUCAAAGCAAAGGAAGGCAAAGAAGCCCUGCCACGAGCCUGCUCUUCGCCUUUCAUGGCUCUUCCCCUGGUCCCAGGCCCCCGCCCCACUGGGCCUGCCAGCCUCCCCGGCUCCAGCCUGCUGCUCCAGCCAGCCCUCCCCAGCCUUCAGGAAGCCUGUAGCACAGGAAAUCAGCCUGCUCUAUACUUCUCCCUCAGAUCUGGGGCUCAUCUGUGCAAAACAGGAGCCAGGGGAGGGGGGUGGUCUCCAAUACAAAUCAACCCUAGGAUUUAUUCUGCUCAGGAGGGGGUGAAAUUGCAGGCAGAUGAAAUGACAGUGGCUUCUAUCAUUUCAAAUGGUAGGAAUUUAGAAUGUGACUUCGGGGAGAAGGAAACUUGUGAAAAGCACAAAGCCUCGUGGUUCUCACCUCCUGGAUGUGGACCCUGUUUGGAGAAGAUGGAAUUAACCAGAAGCCAGAAACUGUCCCACCUGCAUGCAUGUCUGGCCUAUACAUCUUCAAGGGGUAUCCUAGCUGUAACCUAACUUGUUGCCUUCUCCUCCUUUCUGGUGUGAAGGUCCUGGGGUCAGGGGCUCUGAGCCUCCAGACAGUCACAGCGUGCCUCCCUUUGUGGGAAUGGAAGGCAUCACCUUGCUUUUCCAUUUUCUCUUUGGAUGUAGCCCAAGUAGCGGCCUGCCUGCCGGGUAUCACCCAUGCUGUGGAGCCAGCAGACCCCGUGCUGGAGGCUAAUGUGAGCUCACCCAGUUCUCCCAACACCCCUAAGAUGUGCUUCCAACUGUCCCCAUUUACAGAUGAGGAGACUGAGGGGAGAAAUCACUUAAUCGCCGCCGCCCCACCCCACCCCCCAUUCCACCACAGCUAGUAAAGGAGGGAGCCAGGGUUUAAAUUGGUUCUUUUAACUUCAAAGAUAGGCUCUUUCCACUGAUGUGUCUCAGAUUUUCCCACGACGGGGUGCAGGGGGUUGGGGUGGGAGGGACCCCUAAGAGCCAAGACUAGAGUGAAGCAGGCCCAGUGGAUCUCGCAAAACCCAAAGCAGACAACAAUAAGCUCCAAACUCCUUCAGUUUCAUGUUUAACAAUUCACAGAGUAUUUGCAUUCUUUGCUAAUUUAGCCUGAUUUAACAAGAGUGUAUCAAUAUUUUUUUAACCACAUGUGCCUGAUCCCUCAUGUGGCUUUGCCCCCCUCAGCCCACUGCGAUGACCCUAGGGAAUGACCGCCCAGUCUGAGAGGCACAGUGCCUGGCCAUGCCGCUUCCUCCUAAAGCCGAGGCCAGACUCAAGCUCAAGUCCAGCUCACCUACCCACUGGCUCACCACCCGCCCCCGGUGUGGGGAUUCCCUGACCUCACUGUUCAUGGGCUGAUCUCAAGUCUCCUUCAGUUGCAUGCUGGAAAAAAGAAACCUUUGACAUCUACUAUAAUUACACAGACAUGCCCAUCUGGAAUGGCGAAGGCUGAGCCCAUAAAACCCUAAAGGGAAAGGAGAAGAUGACCCUGUCUUUCUCAGCAGACUCCUGAAUCCUGGGGCCUCUAGAAGGUGGUGCCCUCUGCCCACACAGAGUCACAUGAUUGCUAAUCUGGCCCAAUCUGAGGACACACUUCACACAAGGGGCUGAGAGCCUCCACACUGUACUUCAGCCCCACAGACUCACUGGGUGGUUACAACAUGCAGGACCCUGAAGGGGCUGCCACCAGGAAGCGCAGUUUACUAUGGCACAGUCCCUCCCUUGGUGAGACGUGGGGUUAUGGUAGAAAGAGCUCAGUCUUCAAUUCCAAUCCAGCCCAGUCAUUUCCUGGCUAUAGAAUGUCGAACCAGCUAAUCAGUGGGAAAAGAUGUGGAAAGACAAGCCUCGGACGGGCAGACGUAGGCAGAUUUGGGGAACUUUGGGUAGGAAAACAGGAAGGCAAAGCCAAGACAUUAGGACCCAAUAGGAAUCCUCAGAACCAAGAAUGCAUAGGGUCUACUGGGCAAAUGGUCACCUCUGUGACGCAGUAGAACAAGGAAUAGGGAGGGACGGGGCAGAACCACUUGGAACAAGGAUGUUGCUUUAGAACAAGUCUCUCUCUGGGAGAAAAGAUGAUUACUUUUCCCUGUGACUGAUCAAUCGUGUCCAUUCAUCACUGGGUCCCCGCUGUAAGCUAGCUCUUUGGUGUGUGUCCUUACCGUGAUCCACAUUUGCUCAGGACAGUGUGAAUCCCGGUUGUGUGCAGACGGGCCAGUCUAGCAAGGAUGCUGCAGAGAGAAGUGAGGCACAGGGAGGAGCAAACAGGAGCGUAUCAGGUCAUCUUUGCAGGAAUAACUGCCAGGCCCAGAUCCAGUGACACUGAAGGAGAUGGUAGUUCCCCUGAACCUCACUGCCUUAGAACAGAAUGAAGAAAACUGCCUUCCUUUAGCCUGCAUCUGGCCUCUCCUGGGGCAUCAGCAGCAAGCUGAGUCAGGAGUAAUGCCCUGGAAAACAGGGGUGUGCCCGAGCGUAAAAUGAGCUCAAUGCUAAUCCUGAACCAUAAAGCCAACACACUGUGCUGGGCCAAGAUCCCUGGGGAUGGAUGGUCAAAUGAAGCCGCGGGGAAGAAGAUGAGACAUGAGUCUCAUGGAUGGCCCUGGCUUGCCUUUCCCCCGUCAUCUAACUAGUCUGAGCUCCUUCCCAGCCAGUGAUGCUGGCUCCAAAUCACAGCCGGAUACGACAGGGAAAAGAGCAAUGAGAAUCCAGCUGGAAGAAACCAGCUGAGACUCAGCCUUGUUCCUGGGUCCCCACGCAAGGGUUCCAUGUUGGAGUUGUCCACAGAGACAUGCCUCGCAGUGAUAAAAUGCACGCCUUGGCUUCAUCUAGCCAGGAUCUGCCUUUGAGGAACAGCAAGGAGAGACAUCAGUGGCAGAGAGCAGAGGGGGCUCCAGUGUCUCAGAACCGUGGAUAUGAUCCUCAGAAACACAAAGAGAUGUCUAAGCCAUAUUUGCGCACAUGCGUGCACUCUUCUGGUUUCCUGGGGACCAGAGAGAGGUUUUCGUGCGACUCUGGCUGGUGUAUGAUACUUGCGUAGAGACCAUCCCUCCCACCAACCUCCAGAGGAAGUGGGAAGGGUCAGAGGGGCCACGUGCACCCCCUCAAAUCCACCCAUGAAAGGUCCCCAAGGCGCAGAGUUAGCACCCAUAAUGGUAGACCACAGACUUCGCAUCCUAGUUAUUGAAGAGACUGGGUUAGUCACUGCGGCUGACACAAAGGUGUAGAAGGACUCAGAAUGGGCAUACUAUAGGAAAAGGCUGUUGGGGCUGGGUACUGUGAACUUCCAUAGGUGUCUGAAAGCUGUUCUGAGUGGUGAAAUUUGGACCCUGGUUCUUGGUAGAAAUGCCCAGAGAAUGAACAGUCUGGGGUCCUUGGAGUGCUGGACAGAAUGGUAUCGGUAUGAAGGCCUGGAGCUCAAGGUAGUUAAUUUAUGGUUCCUUGGUGGGUGGGAUGCUUAGAAUCAGAGGAGGAAAGGGAACAUGAAGCAACCUGUCAAAAUUGCAGAACUGGGUUUCUGUAGACUUACUUCCGUGCCUUUGCACUUGUGAAUAUAAAUCAGUGGCCCCCUCUGUGACAGUGCCCCUAUCCCUCCUGUGGAAGAUUAAUGGUGUAAGAUGUUCUUUGGACCAAAGCUUCCAGGGCAGUCUGAAGGCUCAGAGGGACAGAGGGGUAACUUCCUAGGUCAGAUCAGACUUCUGAAGGGUCAGGCAGAAUACCAGUGCCCGUGCCCUCCACAGGCCUGCCGACUGUUAGAUAAAUUCUCAUGGUCACUCCCACGAGUGGAACUAGGACCAACAGGUGAAACUUCAUCGCUCUAAGAGAGGACUUGCUCUCUGCCACAGAAGCUGAGCUGCCCCAUCUUAGCAGCUGUCCAGCAAAAGCCAGACAUGCUUUUAAAGGGAAGAAGGAGCUCUGCUGAGAUGGCCUUUAGGUUUCUUCCCCUCAGAUGAGUGAGAUGCCACAGAGCUGGGACCUUGUCGGAAUGCCUUCCUUCCUGCAGAGCACAAAGCCAAACAGGUUGUGCUCGCUUGUGUGAGCUAAAGCCCCCAGUCCCAUUGCCCCCACAGCGCAUGGGCCAAGAGGCUGCUCUGGCCACACGUCCAGCUCAGGUAUAACCAACAGCCCAGAGAGAGCAGCUGCUGUGCCACAGAGCCCAUGCCCACCAAGAUCUCUGAUGAGACCAGUCAGUGUAGACCCACUGGCCAACAGGGCCACCAGUGACAGCAGAAUCAGUAAAGGUCCAAGCAGGACCCAGAGCAGGGUUUUGCAUAUCAUACACCUUAACUCCAGAGGUGAAAUCUACACCCCCUGCCCCAUACCUGAGACCCGACAGAGCAGACUGCGAAAGCAAAAGCACAGUGACUCAGCUGACUCGUGAUUAUCACCAUCCCCAGUACCAUUUCAUUGCCAGACAGACCCUGAACUAGCCCAGGCUAACCCACACUGACGAUCAGACUUGAAAGCACUUUCUACCUUCUCUUUCACCCUGCAUCUCCCCAGCCAAUGAAAGGCAGAGAGUCGGGGCAUCUGCCACUGCCUUGGCACUGGACACCAUCGUAGCCCUAGAAGGGCCAUCACGGGGUUCCCAUCAACUCCAGGGAGACUGACGUUUUCACGUCCACUGGGCACAUGAUACUGCAUGAGACCAAAGUCUCCACGCUGUCGGCAGCCUCCUCCGUGAAUCCCAGCGGCCUGCGCUUGUACAGUUUGGGUGUUUGAUAGAUAAAGCACGUAUGAGAAGAGAAAACAAAAUAAAUCAACUUAAAAAAAAAAGCCAGCACUGUGCGGUCCAUGUUGUUCUUUUUUUUUUUUUUUCUUUCCAAUUUUAGCUUAAAAAAGCAGAAGGUAAAUAGUGUCAGGUCAAUGAAUAUCAGAUAUAUUUUUUGACUGUACAUUACAGUGAAGUGUAAUCUUUUUACACCUGCAAGUCCAUCUUAUUUAUUCUUGUAAAUGUUCCCUGACGAUGUUUGUAAUAUGGCUGUGUUGAAAAUCUAUACAAUAAAGCUGUGACCCUGAGAUUCAUGUUUUCCUAA
Messenger RNA from Dama dama (fallow deer), 11741 nucleotides. RefSeq names its product protein tyrosine phosphatase receptor type T (gene PTPRT). NCBI's taxonomy places the organism in Eukaryota, Metazoa, Chordata, Mammalia, Artiodactyla, Cervidae. Bases 1 to 4314 code for a protein of 1437 amino acids. Gene Ontology annotation, cellular component: membrane. Gene Ontology annotation, biological process: protein dephosphorylation. The record is from RefSeq and is a predicted model, not a curated record. The transcript is spliced from 31 exons. Gene Ontology annotation, molecular function: protein tyrosine phosphatase activity; protein binding.